Impatiens glandulifera is the source of this 1873-nucleotide messenger RNA. RefSeq names its product pentatricopeptide repeat-containing protein At4g02820, mitochondrial. The record is from RefSeq and is a predicted model, not a curated record. Lineage: Eukaryota; Viridiplantae; Streptophyta; Magnoliopsida; Ericales; Balsaminaceae. The transcript has 2 exons. Gene Ontology annotation, cellular component: mitochondrion. Gene Ontology annotation, molecular function: protein binding. Bases 57 to 1598 code for a protein of 513 amino acids.
AAAUUUUGACCUAGUUCCCCAGUGAAGUGAGACAGUGAAUUAUCGUUCAGUAACUGAUGAUGCGAUCCCGCUUAACCAACGCGCCGGCGCGCCUCUUUUCUACGGCAGUCGUUUCGGCGCCGAAGCCAGCUGCUACCAGACCUUCCUCGGACAAAGGCGGCGGCGGCGGCAGCGGCAGAGAUACGCUAGGUCGCCGUCUGCUUAGUCUGACUUAUGCUAAACGCAGUGCUGUCAUUACGAUUAAUAAAUGGAAGGAAGAAGGUCACACCGUCCGAAAGUACGAGCUCAAUCGCAUCGUUAAAGAGCUAAGGAAGUUCAAACGCUAUAAGCACGCUCUCGAGAUAUGUGAGUGGAUGAAGGUUCAAGAAGAUAUUGUGCUUCAACAAGGAGAUUAUGCAGUUCAUCUUGACUUAAUUUCAAAAGUGCGUGGUAUGAGCAGUGCUGAAAAGUUCUUUGAAGAUCUUCCUGAUAAGAAUAAAAACAGACAUGCUUGCACCUCCCUUCUCCACACUUAUGUCCAGAACAAUGAAUCUUCCAAAGCUGAAGCUCUUAUGCAAAAGAUGUCAGAAUGUGGUUUCUUGAUUAAUACUCUUCCAUACAACACCAUGCUUUCCUUCUACAUCUCAAAUGGUCAACUAGACAAGGUUCCUCAAUUGAUCCAGGACUUAAAGAUGAAUACUUCACCAGAUAUAUUCACUUACAAUCUCAUACUAACCGCAUGUCUACCACAACGUGAUGUCGAGACUGCAGAGAAGACCUUACUCGAGAUUCAGAAAGCAGAAAUCGAGCCAGAUUGGGUAACCUACAGCACUUUAACAAGCUUGUAUAUUAAGAACUCGCUUCCUGAAAAGGCAGCAGCUACGGUGAAGGAAAUGGAGAAGAGGAUUGCUCGUAAAAAUCGACCAGCUUACUCUUCUCUCAUUGGUUUGCAUGCCAAGCUUGGAAACUUGGAUGAGAUUUCUCGAAUAUGGGAAAAGAUGAAGUCGAGCUUUGUGAAAAUGAGCGACACUGAGUAUGCUUGCAUGAUAUCGUCGCUUCUGAAGCACGAGAAAUCUGAAGAGGCAAUGAAUCUAUAUGAGGAAUGGAAAUCUGUUUCCACCUCUGGAAACCCUAGGAUUCCAAAUCUGUUCCUUGCAGAUUAUAUAAAAAGGGAUCAGAUGGAAGAGGCAGAAAAUUUCUACAAUAAAAUGGUUGAAAGUGAUAUUAAACCUUGCUAUACUACAUGGGAGAUUCUUACAUGGGGAUACCUAAAGCAAAAGAAAUCAGACAAAGUUCUAGAAUGUUUUAAGAAAGCUCUAGGCAGUGUUAAAAAGUGGAUACCUGAAGGAAGGAUUACGAAAGAAGUAUUCAGGAACCUCGAAGAGGAAGGGGAUAUUGAAGCAGCUGAACAAUUGUUGGUUACUAUUGGUAAAGCGGGUCACUUGAGUACUGAAAUAUAUAACUCACUUUUGCGUACUUAUGCCAGUGCCAAUAAAAUGCCACUAAUUAUCGCGGAGCGCAUGGAAAAGGAUAAAAUUGAGAUGAACGACGAAACCAAGAAACUUAUUGAAUUAACCAGUAAAAUGUGCGUAAGCGAAGUUCCUACGUGUAUUUCUUAAAUCAUCUAUAUGGCAUAUCGGGUUUCUGGAGGUGAUUUGGCAGAAUACUUUGACGAUCCAAUCUGUAAGUACAGUUUUGGUUCGUUUUGUUAUUUAUUUUGCGCAUCCUCCAUUCAUUGAAUGGAUCCUCUUUAGUUUAUUUUGGAUUUAGCUUUGCAUGUUAUUGCUACUAUAGAUGUUUUUGGUGGCUGCUGCAAUUUAUGGAUUUCCUAGUUCCUACAUUCUAAGUUGUACUACUACUUGACAAGAGAAUAGAUAAAGGAUUGCUUUUCAUA